GUAGGUUUGAACUCGCAGCCACUUGAUGGAAAGGGUGGUCGAAGCCAAGCCGCUCUUGAGUGCGAACGGAGCAGACUCCAUGGGUGUCAGUCAUCAUCACCGUGUGUUGGACUUGGAUGAUUCGCAGCAUGCGUACACGCCCUUCUUGUCCCUCACGCAAAGAGAAUCGGAGGCCACGACGACCAAGCCGUCGUCUGUGCUCAACCAGUUGGGCACAUUCAACGGCGUGUACGUCCCGUGCCUGCUCAACAUCAUCGGGGUGAUUCUCUUUCUCCGCCUCGGGUGGGCCAUCGGGCAAGCCGGGGUGUUGGGGAUGCUCACCAUUUUCUUCUUUGCCGAGCUUCAGGCCGUGUUGACUGUGCUUUCCGCGAGUGCGAUUGCCAGCAACGGCGCCAUGCGGGGUGGCGGCUCGUACUACCUCAUCAGUCGGUCUCUCGGGCCAGAAUUCGGAGGUGCGAUCGGCGUGCAGUUUUACUUGCUAUACGCGUCCGGCGUGGCCAUGUACUUGGUCGGAUUCGCGGAAGAAGUCGCGCAAACGUGGUUUGUCGACAGUGCGUGGGGCAAAAAGUGGGUAGUGGUCACGGUGGCCUCCACAACUCUUGUUACGAUCGUGUGCAUUGCACUGAUUGGCGCGCACGCAUUCUCCAAAGUCAACCAGUACCUCUUUGUGGUGCAAUUUGCUUGCAUUGCGUAUGGCGCCAUUGUCAUUUGUGUGUCCACUACACGGGCAUUGGAGAGCGGCGGCCACGUCACGGGACCUCAAAGCAGCACGCUGGCUGCCAACAUGCACGCUAACUACACGGACGAGUUGCAUGUGUGUGGGGACUCUGCGUGCGACCUAGGAGCAGUUUACGCGAUCGUGUUUCCGCUCGCGACGGGGUUCAUGGAAGGCUUGAAUUUGAGUGGCGACUUGAAGCAUCCAGGCAAGAGCAUCCCCGUGGGCAGCUUGGCGGCCGUGGUGACGGCCUGUGUGAUCUACAUCUCGCUGAUCUUCCUGUUUGGAGCGUCCUUCGAUGGCGUGGCGCUGCGCACCAACUUUUCAUUUUUCCAGCAAGUUGGCCCUACGCCAUAUAUUAUCAUCACAGGCAUCUUGGUGUCGUGCUACACGUCUGGGCUGGGGGCCCUCUUUGGGGCGUCUCGGAUCUUGCAAGCGAUUGCCAGGGAUAACCUCUUUUACGGGUUUGGGUGUCUUGGCCAAGGGAGUGCCCACGGGGACGAGCCGCAGUACGCCGUGGCAUUCACUGCGCUCUUGUCGUUCGUGUUCAUUUUCAUCGGCGACUUGGACGUCCUCGCGCCCAUCUGCACGUCGUUCUUUUGCGUCGCGUAUGCUGCCGUCAACUUUACGUCGCUCGUGCUCCAAGUUACGGGCGUGCCCAACUUCCGCCCGACGUUCCGGUACAGCUGCUGGCCGCUGUCGUUGGCUGGCGUCGUGCUGAAUUUGAGUGUGAUGAUCUACCUCAACGCCAUGUACGCGGCUGUGACGCUGGUGAUUGUGACCGCGUUGUUCGUGUAUUUGUACCUUGUGGGGCCUGAAACGUCGUGGGGAAACGUCAGCCAAGCGCUAAUUUAUCACCAAGUGCGCAAGUACUUGCUGCGAUUGGACACGCGCAAAGGGCACUUGAAGUUCUGGCGCCCGGCGAUUCUGUUUGUGCCGCCGACGUCGCAUGCACCCAGCGUCGCGCUGUGCAAUCGACUGAAAAAGGGCGGAUUGUACAUUGUCGGUGAUAUUGUCUUGGGCGAGUUUGGACCGAGUACAACCACCCAAGCCAGUCGAAGGCUGCAGCGAUGGCUGGAUGUAAUUGACGACGCCAACCUCAAGGCGAUUCCGCAGGUGUUGGUGGCGCCGACGGUGCGCCAGGGGUACCAGUGUUUGAUGCAGUGCAGUGGGCUCGGUGGAAUGGACGUGAAUACGAUUGCAUUUGAUUGGAUGAUGCUGGCGGCGGCGGCGGCGACCCCCGACGUGUUUGUAGGUGUAUUGAACGAUGCCGUGUUGCUGCACAAGAACGUGGUGGUGUUUCGGCACUGCGACAAGGUUGACGCAGCGCUGCUCGUGCCGGAUGCCAACCACUCGUGGGUUCGACCGCCGCGCCGACUGUGGCGACUGGACGGCGUCGUCCGGACGGUGGACGUGUGGAUCACCGAACCAAAGCCGUGGUCGGGAACGUCGUCGCAUGUAACGCUCAUGCUGCAGCUGGCCCAUGUCCUCCAGUCAAAUGUCCAGUGGAAAGGGCUUCCCAUUCGCCUCGUACGCGUGUGCGACGACGGCAACGACGAGAGCGCCGAGCACCUGAUUCACGUCGCAUCGGAGCUUCGCAUUGCGCUGCACCCGACGCACGCGCUGCUCCUGCCCAUGCCAGGAGGUGCCGCCGCCGCCGCCGUGGAAAUCAAUCGGCUCGUGCGCGAUCACUCGCGGGAUGCGGCGCUGGUCGUGAUGCCCUUGGCCGACCCAACAGUGUCACAGCCGGACGAGUUUGCAGCGACAGUCGAAGUCCUCACGAAUGGACUUCCCCCCACUAUGAUGGUGUGGAGCGCCGACGGCGAAAGCGUCAUCACGACAUGCAUUUAAAAUGGACAAGUUAUCGGUUUGAAUAGUAUCAACAUAUUUCAAGACGACCAUUAACUACUUGCUGUAAAGUAUAAAAGUACUAGUA
Messenger RNA from Aphanomyces astaci, 2651 nucleotides. RefSeq lists its product as hypothetical. Bases 26 to 2566 code for a protein of 846 amino acids. Gene Ontology annotation, cellular component: membrane. The transcript is spliced from 9 exons. Gene Ontology annotation, molecular function: potassium:chloride symporter activity. The record is from RefSeq and is a predicted model, not a curated record. Gene Ontology annotation, biological process: potassium ion homeostasis; cell volume homeostasis; potassium ion import across plasma membrane. NCBI's taxonomy places the organism in Eukaryota, Oomycota, Saprolegniomycetes, Saprolegniales, Verrucalvaceae.